Artibeus jamaicensis (Jamaican fruit-eating bat) is the source of this 9138-nucleotide messenger RNA. It is a transcript of the gene COL7A1, whose product is annotated as collagen type VII alpha 1 chain. NCBI's taxonomy places the organism in Eukaryota, Metazoa, Chordata, Mammalia, Chiroptera, Phyllostomidae. Bases 1 to 8808 code for a protein of 2935 amino acids. Gene Ontology annotation, molecular function: protein binding; serine-type endopeptidase inhibitor activity. The record is from RefSeq and is a predicted model, not a curated record. The transcript is spliced from 118 exons.
AUGAGGCUGCGACUCCUGGUGGCUGCCUUCUGGGCCGGGAUCCUGGCAGGGGCGCCCCCAGCGCGGGCCCAGCACAGGGAGAGAGUGUCCUGCACGCGCCUUUAUGCCGCUGACAUCGUGUUCCUGCUCGAUGGCUCCUCUUCCAUCGGCCGCAGCAACUUCCGAGAAGUGCGGGGUUUCCUUGAGGGGCUGGUGCUGCCCUUCUCGGGAGCAGUCAGUGCGCAGGGGGUGCGCUUUGCUGCGGUGCAGUACAGUGACGACCCCCGGACAGAGUUUGGCCUGGAUGCACUCGGCUCUGGGGAAGAAGUGGUCCGUGCCAUCCGUGAUCUCAGCUACAAGGGGGGCAACACGCGCACAGGGGCCGCGAUUCUCCAUGUGGCAGACCGUGUCUUCCUGCCCCAGCUGGCCCGAUCUGGUGUCCCCAAGGUCUGCAUCCUCAUCACAGAUGGGAAGUCCCAGGACCUGGUGGACCCAGCUGCCCAGAAGCUGAAGGGGCAAGGGGUCAAGCUCUUUGCUGUGGGGAUCAAGAAUGCGGACCCCGAGGAGCUGAAGCGAGUUGCCUCACAGCCGACCAGCGAUUUCUUCUUCUUCGUCAACGACUUCAGCAUCCUGAGGACACUGCUGCCCCUCGUUUCCCGGAGAGUGUGCACGACAGCUGGAGGCGUGCCUGUGGCCCUGCCCCCUGAUGACUCCAUCUCUGGCCCGAGAGACCUGGUGCUGUCUGAGCCGGGCAGUGAGUCCUUGAGAGUCCAGUGGACGGCGGCCAGCGGCCCUGUGACCGGCUACAAGGUCCAGUAUACCCCCCUGACGGGGCUGGGACAGCCACUGCCGAGCCAGCGGCGGGAGGUGAGCGUCCCCGCUGGUGAAACCAGCAUUCGGCUGCAAGACCUCCAGCCAAUGACCGAGUACCAAGUAACUGUGGUUGCCCUGUAUGCCAACAGCAUCGGGGAGGCCGUGAGCGGGACAGCUCGGACCACUGCCCUGGAGGGGCCGGAGCUGACCGUCCAGAACACCACAGCGCACAGCCUCCUGGUAGCCUGGCGGAGUGUGCCAGGGGCCGCUGGCUAUCGUGUGACAUGGCGGGUCCUCCGUGGCGGGGCCGCGCAGCAGCAGGAGCUGGGCCCUGGGCAGGGGUCAGUGUUGCUUCAUGGCCUGGAGCCGGACACAGACUACGAGGUGACUGUGAGCGCCCUGCUUGGCCAUGGCAUGGGGUCCGCCACCUCCCUGACUGCCCGCACUGACCCCUCUGUGGAGCAGACGCUGCGCCCGGUCAUCCUGGGCCCCACUUCCAUCCUUCUCUCCUGGAACUCGGUGCCCGAGGCCCGUGGCUACCGGCUGGAGUGGCGGCGUGAGAGUGGCCUGGAGGCGCCUCAGAAGGUGGUGCUGCCUUCUCAUGUGACCCGCCACCAGCUGGAUGGGCUGCAGCCAGCCACGGAGUACCGCUUCACACUCUACACCCUGCUGGAGGGCCGGGAGGUGGCCACACCUGCGGCUGUGGUCCCCACAGGGCCAGAGCAGCCCGUGGGCCCAGUGACAGAGCUACAGGCCACUGAGCUGCCAGGGCAGCGGGUGCAAGUGUCCUGGAGAGCGGUUCCCGGUGCCACCGAGUACCGCAUCACUGUACGAGGCACCCAGGGGGUUGAGCGGACCCUGGUGCUUCCUGGGAGUCAGACGGCCUUCGACUUGGGGGACAUCCAGGCUGGGCUGAGCUACACCGUGCGAGUGUCUGCUCGAGUGGGCGCCCGAGAGGGCAGCGCCGCCACCCUCACUGUCCGCAGGGAGCCGGAAACCUCCCUUGCAGUCCCAGGGCUGCGGGUGGUGGCAUCAGAUGCCACUCGAGUGCGAGUGGCCUGGGGACCUGUUCCUGGAGCCAGCGGAUUUCGGGUCACCUGGAGGACGGACAGUGGUCCAGAGUCCAGCCAGACGCUGUCCCCAGAAUCUACCGUCACAGAUAUCACGGGGUUGCGGCCUGGAACCUCCUACCAGGUGGCUGUGUCGGCGCUGCGGGGGAGAAAGGAGGGCCCCCCUGUGGUCAUCGUGGCUCGCACCGACCCGCUGAGCCCAGUGAGGACAGUCCACGUGACCCAGAGCAGCAGCUCGUCUGUCACCAUCGCCUGGAACAAGGUUCCUGGUGCCACCAGAUACAGGAUUUCCUGGCACUCAGGCCACGACCCAGAGAAGUCCCGGGUGGUUCCUGGGGAAGCCGCGGUGGCUGAGCUGGACGGGCUGGAGCCAGACACUGAGUACACAGUGCGCGUGUGGGCCAGUGUGGACGGUGUCGAAGGGCCCCCCACCUCUGUGGUUGUGAGGACCGGCCCUGAGACGGUGGGCAGUGUAUCCAAGCUGCAGAUCCUCAAUGCUACCAGCGACGUUCUGCGGAUCACCUGGGUGGGGGUCCCUGGAGCCACAGCCUACCGACUGGUCUGGGGCCGGAGAGAAGGUGGCCCCACAAAACAACAGAUACUACCAGGAAACAGAGACUCAGCAGAAAUACGGGGCCUCGAAGGUGGAGUCAGCUACUCAGUGCGAGUGACAGCACUGGUCGGGGACCUUGAAGGCGCACCUGUCUCCAUUGUCGUCACCACGCCGCCAGAGGAGCCAACCACCCUGGAGACCCUCCGAGUAGUGCAGCGAGGGGAGCACUCUCUGAGGCUGCAGUGGCAGCUGGUGCCCGGAGCACGCGGCUUCUUUCUUCGUUGGCGAUCCCAGGAUGGCCAGGAGCAAUCUCGAUUCCUGGGGCCUGAGGUCAGCAGCUAUGAACUGGACGGGCUGGAGCCUGCGACCCUGUACCACGUGUGGUUGAGUGUUUCGUGGCCUUCUGGAGAAGGGCCCCCCACAGAAGUGACUGCGUACACUGAGUCACCUCGUGCCCCAAGCACCACACUGCGCGUGGUAGACACUUCAGUUGACUCAGUGACUCUGGCCUGGAACCCAGUGCCCGGGGCGUCCAGCUACAUCCUCUCCUGGAGGCCACUCGGAGUCCCCGGCGAAGAAACCGCGGGGGCCUCCCAGACCCUUCCUGGGAUCUCGAGCUCCCAGCAGGUGACAGGGCUGCAGCCCGGCAUCUCCUACCUCUUCUCCCUGACACCUGUCCGGGACGGUGUGCGAGGUCCUGAGGCCUCUGUCACACACAGCCCAGUGUGUCCCCGCGGUCUGAUGGACGUGGUGUUCCUGCUGCACACCACAAGGGACAACGCGCACCGGUCAGGGGCUGUGAAGGCAGCCCUGGGGAGGCUGGUGUCUGCCCUUGGGCCUCUUGGGCCACAGGCAGUCCAGGUUGGCCUCCUCUCCUACAGUUACCGGCCCUCCCCACUGUUCCCGCUAAAUGGCUCCCAUGACCUUGGCGUCAUCCUGCAGAAGAUCCAUAACAUCCCCUAUGUGGACCCAAGCGGGAACAACCUGGGCACAGCCAUGGUCACAGCUCACAGAUACCUGUUGGCACCAAAUGCUCCUGGACGCCGCCAGCAGGUGCCAGGGGUGAUGGUUCUGCUAGUGGAUGAGCCCUUGAGGGAUGACAUUUCCAACCCUGUCCGAGAGGCCCAGGCUGCUGGGCUCAAAGUGAUGAUCCUGGGCCUGAAGGGAGCUGACCCAGAGCAGCUCCGUCGCCUGGUGCCUGGCACGGACCACGUUCAGACCUUCUUCGCUGUGAAUGAUGGCCCAAGCUUGGACCAGGCCGUCGGUAGUCUGGCAACAGCCCUGUGUCAGGCCGCUUUGCCCACCCAGCCACAGCCACAGCCACAGCCCUGCUCGGUGCACUGUCCAGAGGGCCAGAAGGGUGAACCCGGAGAGAGGGGCCCGAGAGGACAAGAUGGGCCUCCUGGCCCCCCCGGCCUCCCGGGCAGGACCGGUGCUCCUGGCCCCCAGGGUCCCCCUGGGAGUUACGCUGCAAAGGGCGACAGGGGCCGCCCUGGGACGGAUGGGGAUCCAGGCAGCCCUGGCCUCCCUGGGAUUCCUGGGCCACCUGGCCCAAAGGGCUCCCCCGGGGGGCCUGGCCUUCGUGGAGAACAGGGAGAGCGAGGACCUCAAGGCCCAAAGGGGGAGCCGGGAGAGCCUGGGACAGUCACUGAUGGGGAGGGCCCAGGCCUUCCGGGCAAGAAAGGGGACCCUGGACCUCCGGGCCCUCCUGGACCUCGUGGCCCAUUGGGGGACCCAGGACCCCGUGGUUCCCCAGGACCUCCUGGAAUAGCUCUGAAGGGGGACAAAGGCGAUCGUGGGGAACGGGGCCCCCCGGGGCCAGGUGCUGGUGGCACAGCUGCAGGGGAACCCGGGCUGCCGGGUCUUCCUGGAAGCCCCGGCCCCCAAGGCCCAGUUGGCCCCUCUGGGGAAAAAGGAGAAAAGGGUGACUGUGAGGAUGGAGCACCAGGCCUCCCAGGACAGCCUGGGACCCCGGGCGAGCGGGGUCUGCGGGGGCCUCCUGGAGACGUUGGCCCCAAAGGUGACCGAGGACUGCCAGGGGCUGUGGGUGAGACUGGAGAGAAGGGCCAACGCGGAUCCCCCGGCCUAGCCGGACCCCAGGGGCCACCGGGAGUCGCUGGGCACCCUGGAGCAGAGGGCCCUGAAGGGCCACCAGGACCCACUGGCCGCCGAGGAGAGAAGGGGGAGCCUGGCCGCCCCGGGGACCCUGGCACAGGGCCUGCUGGUGCAGGGGUCAAAGGAGAGAAGGGAGACGCAGGGCCCACUGGGCCCAGAGGAGCUGCGGGAGCCAAAGGGGAGCCGGGCACGCCUGGCUUGGCUCUUCCUGGAGACCCCGGCCCCAAGGGAGACCCUGGAAAUCGGGGUCCCAUUGGCCUCACUGGAAGAGUCGGACCCCCUGGUGACUCAGGGCCUCCUGGAGAGAAGGGAGACCCUGGGCGGCCCGGCCCCCCAGGACCUGUCGGCCCCCGAGGACGAGACGGUGAAGUUGGAGAGAAAGGUGCCGAUGGCCUCCCGGGUGACCCAGGUUUGCCUGGAAAAGCUGGCGAGCGUGGCCUUCGGGGGUUACCUGGAGCUCGGGGACCUGUGGGUGAGAAGGGAGACCAGGGAGAUCCUGGAGAAGAUGGGCGAAAUGGCAGCCCUGGAACACCUGGACCCAAGGGUGACCGUGGGGAGCCGGGUCUCCCUGGACGGCUGGUGGACUCGGGACUUGGAGCCAGAGAGAAGGGAGAGCCUGGGGACCGUGGACAGGAGGGUCCUCAGGGACCCAAGGGUGACCCCGGCCCUCCUGGAGCCCCUGGAGAGAGGGGCAUCAAUGGACUUCGGGGGCCCCCAGGCCCACAGGGGGACCCAGGUGUCCGAGGCCCAGCAGGAGAAAAGGGUGACCGGGGCCCCCCUGGCCUGGAUGGCCGCAGCGGGCUGGACGGGAAACCAGGAGCCCCUGGCCCCCCUGGGCAGCACGGUACUGCAGGCAAAGCCGGGGACCCAGGGAGAGAUGGGCUUCCGGGCCUCCGAGGAGAACAGGGACCUCCUGGCCCCCCUGGCCCCCCUGGAGGACCGGGAAAGGCAGGCGAGGAUGGCAAGCCAGGCCUGAGUGGGAAAAACGGAGAACCCGGGGACCCCGGAGAAGACGGGAGAAAGGGAGAGAAGGGAGAUUCGGGCGCCCCAGGGAGAGAGGGUCAUGAUGGCCCCAAGGGCGAUCGUGGAGCACCUGGCAGCCCCGGACUCCCAGGCCCCCCGGGCCUCCCCGGGCAGGUGGGCCCUCCUGGCCAGGGUUUUCCUGGUGUUCCAGGAAGUCCGGGCCCCAAGGGUGACCGUGGGGACAGUGGAUCCAAAGGCGAACAGGGCCUCCCCGGGGAGCGCGGCCUGAGAGGAGACCCGGGGAGCAUGCCGAAUGUGGAGCGGUUGUUGGAGAAUAUGGGGAUCAAGACGUCUGCCUUGCGGAAGAUCGCGGAGAUGUGGGAUGAGAGCUCUGGCAGCUUCCGCCUCGUGCCUGAACACUGGCGUGGCUCCAAGGGGGACCCUGGCGAGCCAGGCCCCCCAGGCAAGGAGGGGCCUGUCGGCUUUUCCGGAGACCGAGGGCCAAAGGGAGAACGUGGAGACCCUGGUCCUCAGGGGCCACCUGGUCUGGCCCUUGGGGAGAGGGGUCCCCCUGGACUUCCUGGUCUCGCUGGGGAGCCUGGAAAGCCUGGUAUUCCUGGGCUCCCUGGCUCAGCUGGGGGUGUGGGAGAGUCAGGAAGGCCAGGAGAAAGGGGAGAACGGGGAGAGAAGGGAGAACGCGGAGAACAGGGCAGAGAUGGCGCCCCUGGACCCCCCGGCCCCCCCGGCAUCCCCAGCACCACGGUGACCAUCGACAAGCCAGGACCUGGAUUACCCGAGAAACAAGGACCCCCAGGGCCCAAGGGCGCUAAGGGGGAGCCGGGCAGUGACGGUGAACGAGGUCCCAAAGGAGACAGGGGCGGGCCAGGCAUCAAGGGAGACCAGGGAGAGCCUGGAAAGAGGGGUCAUGACGGCGGCCCGGGUCUACCAGGAGAGCGAGGUGUGGCUGGGCCUGAAGGGAAGCCGGGUCUGCAAGGUCCAAGGGGGAGCCCUGGCCCUGUGGGUAGCCAUGGAGACCCUGGACCACCGGGUGCCCCGGGUCUUGCUGGCCCUGCGGGACCCCAGGGACCAUCUGGCCUGAAGGGCGAGCCUGGAGAGACAGGACCACCAGGACGGGGCCUGCCUGGACCAACUGGACCUGUGGGACUUCCUGGGCCUCCUGGUUCUUCAGGCCUUGUGGGUCCUCAGGGGGCACCAGGUUUGCCCGGACAAGUGGGGGAGACGGGAAAGCCAGGAGCCCCAGGUCGUGAUGGUACCAAUGGCAAAGACGGAGAGCGAGGAGCCCCUGGCGUGCCGGGGUCGCCAGGUCUUCCCGGCCCUGUCGGACCUAAAGGAGAGUCUGGACCCAUGGGGGCCCCUGGACAGGCUGUGGUCGGGCCCCCUGGAGCGAAGGGAGAGAAGGGAGCCCCUGGAGCCCUUGCUGGAGACCUGGUGGGAGAGCCGGGAGCCAAAGGCGACCGAGGACUGCCAGGGCCUCGGGGUGAGAAGGGUGAAGCCGGCCGUCCAGGGGAGCCUGGAGACCCUGGGGAAGAUGGUCAUAAAGGGGCUCCAGGACUCAGGGGUCAGAAGGGUGACCCAGGAGUUGGGGUCCAGGGCCCCCCCGGGCCAAUUGGUCCUCCAGGUCCAAAGGGAGACUUGGGCCCCUCUGGCCCUUCCGGCGCUCCUGGUAUCAUCGGCUUCCCUGGUCAGCCAGGCCCUCGAGGAGAGACGGGUCAGCCAGGCCCCAGCGGAGAACGGGGUCUGGCAGGCCCCCCAGGGCGAGAGGGACCCCCAGGUCCCUUGGGGCCACCUGGACCACCAGGGUCAGCGGGAGCACCCGGGGCCGCUGGACUCAAAGGAGACAGGGGAGACCCUGGAGUAGGGCUGCCCGGGGCCCGUGGAGAGCGUGGGGAGCCAGGUGUCCGGGGUGAAGAUGGCCACCCUGGCCAGGAGGGACCCCGAGGACUUGUGGGCCCCCCGGGCAGCCGGGGGGAGCGUGGGGAGAAGGGUGACCCUGGAAUGGCAGGGCUGAAGGGUGACAAGGGUGACUCGGCCGUAGUUAUGGGGCCUCCGGGGCCACGGGGUGCCAAGGGGGACACGGGUGAACGAGGGCUGCGAGGUGCAGAUGGCGAGAAAGGACCUCGGGGAGACUUUGGGAGCCCUGGAGAAAAGGGCAGCAAGGGAGAGCCUGGUGACAAGGGUGCGGCUGGAUCGCUGGGCACCCGUGGACUCACCGGACCUAAGGGGCAGCCUGGUGAUGCAGGGAUUCCUGGUGACCCGGGACCCCCGGGAAAGGACGGAGCCCCUGGCAUCCGAGGAGACAAAGGAGAGAUGGGCUUUAUGGGCCCUCGGGGCCUCAAGGGCGAACGGGGGGUCAAGGGAGCCUGUGGCAUGGACGGAGAGAAGGGAGAUAAGGGAGAAGCUGGCUCCCCAGGCCGCCCUGGGCUGGCAGGACGCAAGGGAGAUACGGGGGAGCCCGGCACGCCAGGCCAGGCAGGGGCCCCGGGCAAGGAGGGCCUCAUCGGUCCCAAGGGCGACCGAGGCUUUGAUGGACAGUCAGGACACAAGGGUGACCAGGGCGAGAAAGGAGAGCGGGGGCCCCCAGGGAUCGGGGGCCUCCCAGGUCCCAGGGGCAAUGAUGGUGCUAGUGGUCCCCCUGGGCCACCUGGCAGUGUUGGUCCCAAAGGAUCUGAAGGACUUCAGGGCCAGAAGGGUGAGCGAGGUCCCCCUGGAGAGAGUGUGGUGGGAGCCCCUGGUGCCCCCGGGACCCCUGGAGAGAGAGGGGAACAGGGGCGGCCAGGGCCUGCUGGCCCCCGGGGUGAGAAGGGAGAAGCCGCGCUGACGGAGGAUGACAUUCGGGGCUUCGUGCGUCAGGAGAUGAGUCAGCACUGCGCCUGCCAGGGACAGUUUAUCGCAUCUGGAUCACACCCCCUCCCCAGCUAUGCUGCAGACACUGCCCAGCACCAGCGCCGCCCUGUGCCCGUGCUCCGGGUCUCUCAUGCCGAGGAGGAAGACCAAGUGCCCCCUGAGGACGACGAGUAUGAAUACUCUGAGUACUCGGUGGAGGACUCCCAGGACCCUGAGGCCCCUUGGGACAGCGAUGACCCCUGCUUGCUUCCACUGGACGAGGGCUCCUGUACUGCCUACACCCUGCGCUGGUACCAUCGUGCUGUGGCUGGAGGUACAGAGGGCUGUCACCCCUUCGUCUACGGUGGCUGCGGAGGGAAUGCCAACCGUUUCGGGACCCGCGAGGCCUGCGAGCGCCGCUGCCCGCCGCACGGUGCCCAGAGCCAGGGCGGAGGUGCUCUUCAGAGCUGAGGCCCAGGGGAUGAGCUGAAGUUCAAUGAUCUCUGGAGGAGAUGGCAUCUCAGCAGGACAUUCCGUUCCUUUCCUUGGUGCUAGAGGCUCCUGUGCCCAUGAGUGUGCAUGAGUCUGUCCGUCAUUUCAGUGACUUGUUCCUGUGGGUCUCGCCUUCCCCCCUGUGGACAAACCCCCAUUGUGGCUCCUGCCUCCCUUGGCAGAUGACUCAGCAUGGGGGUGGGUGUGGGCAGGGAACGGAUGUGACUACAUCUGACCCGCCCCUUGACCCAAGCCUGUGAUGACAACAUGGUGCUGAUUCUGGGGGGCAUUAAAGCUGCUGUUUCGAAA